AGGAGGCCACCGGCGGCCAAAGGGCCAAAGUGGCCAAGUCUCGGCAGCAGGCAAUCGCGCGCGUCGAUAAACGUGAGCCGAAGCAGGCCAGGGUACCGAGCCAAGGGUUCGGCGGACGACCGAGCGAACCCGGUUGAGAGCCCCGGAAGUCGAGCGAAGAAGCACGCCAGCAGCAGGCUUUGACCAGGAGGGGCAUCACGUGAUGCCUCCUGCCAGACAGCAGAUCGGCUGCGCGCAGAGCGGAUGGGAGGCCGACGCCGGUCCGCCCAACUUUUCCAACCAGCCGUCCCCAGUACACCGCGGACAGUCAUCGGUGCAUCGCGGCUAAUCCAAGUGGGCGCCGAUCCUACCUCGUGUGUUCCGCAGAGACCGGAUAGCAGAGCGACGCCACCGAGGACGGGUGUGACGCCGUGCAUCUGCCCAGUUGGCACACUCCAACAUGGCGCCCCAGCCUUGUCUGCGGGCCCGGUACAAAGAAACGCCUCUGGGCAACGCGCACUCGGCUUCUCACAGGACGGCUGGUUUCGUUGGCUGGUGCUGCUCUCAAGUGGACACAUGGCCAGAGUAAUGUAUAUCCGUGCUUUUGCAGUGAUCCCAGGGGACUGUAUGGGCCAUGGUGCUGCUGCCGAUUGCAAGCCGAUGUGUGAGUUCUCGCAAAUGCAUUUGAAUGUCACAGUGCCUGUCCACUGAACCAACUUAGUGUGUUGCCCUUUGUGCCUCCCCCAUUUUGCAGAACCGACACUGCCAAGAGUUGCUGCCUCACAUAACCAGAGGGUGCCUUGGUUGACUAUCGUUGUCGAGAGAUCAGUGUGGCUCUUAACUACUCUGUCUUACGUUGCUAUAAUAGGACAAGACGCAAACUUCCUAUGAGGACUCGUGUCAUGGCUGUGUACAAUUGUGACAGUUGCAGUUUUGUGGGAAAAAACCGGAAGCACCUAGCCAACCAUGUAGCCUUAAACCAUAGCACCCGGGUGUAUCGAUGCACCCUGUGUUCAUUUGUCACCCGGUACCAGGCCAACUUCUAUCGUCACCGGCGCAGCAUCCACAAGCUCAACAGCGCUAAUGUGUGCGAGAUGUGUGGCCGGCUCUGCGAUAACCAGGAUGAACUUGUUGCCCAUACAUCCAACGACCAUCCUCAGUUCCUGGAUGUUCUCCUUCGAAAACUUGAAGCCAAAAGGGCUCGGUAUGCCAAGUACACAGCGAGAGCAGACACGGACGACCUGGAUGAUGCCGCAGAGGCUGUUGUGGAGAUUAAGGAGGAAGUCCUAUCGGAGAAUGGCGCAAAAGAAGAGGAGCGCAAGCGACAGAGGAGCAGCUCCCCGCCAGCGUCGAGCAAGAAGGGGCGCACAGGGCGGAGGACCUACACCUGUGCUGAGUGCUCCUUGGUGACCAAAUGGCCACGGGAGUUUCUGAGUCACAGGAAAGACGUCCAUGGAGACCGGAUAACCAUCCAUGACUGUCCGUUCUGCGAGUAUGCCUCCAAGCAGCCGCAGAAGCUCCAGCGUCACUGCAACAUAGUUCACAAGAAGGAAAUGAAUGGCGAAGAUCCCAAGGACUUCCUGAGGGCAGUGGUGACCCCUGAAAAGCCGCCACAGAAAGUGCACCCGCCACCUGGGUUCAAGUGCAGCAGUUGCGCCUUCCAGGCUCGAAGCCGGGUGCUGGUCGAGGAGCACGAGAAGACGACGCACUUAAAGCGGCGCUUCUAUCGCUGCCAGCAGUGUGGCUACAUGUGCCAUGAAAAGGGGCGCUACACUCGGCAUCUGCGUUUCCACAGUUUGCCCAAGAUCAAGUGCCAGUUGUGCGACUUCCAAACAUGCUACAAAUGGAACAUGGACCGCCACCUCAAGUACCACGCGUCGGAUGGGGAGUUUCGGUGUGACCGGUGUGGUUUCACGACCAUGUCGCGCAAGAGCCUUACUGCGCACUGCCUUCACCACCACAAUGAGAACUUGAAGGAUAUUUCGGACAGUGAUGCAGACAAGACCCAGGAAAUGGAGAAUCCGGAAGACGAUGAAGACGAUGACCGACUCAUGAUUGACGAGGAUGCAGAAGAGGACGACGCAUUGCAGCCACCCUUAAAAAUGACGCUGAAGAGGUCUGGGGACACGGCUACGGUGGAAAGUACGCGCUCAGCUAUGCAAAAGUGUCGCUACUGCCCACAGAAGACCACGUGGCCAUCCGAGAUGAAGAAGCAUGAAGCAACCCACUUUAAGAUGACCAAAAAGCAUGGCUGCCCACUUUGCCAUAUUCGCUUCGACCACCUCGAACACUUGGAGACCCAUGUGAUGAACGACCACCAAGAAGAGGACGAGCACUCGGCAGACACUUCGAGUGCUGGGAUUGCUGCAGUGCGCACCACCAGUACACCUAUUAUCAUUGAGCUUGGCAAGUCUGAAGAGCUGAAUUCCCGAGCGAGCUUCUCUGGUUCAUCUCAAGCACUGGACAUCUCCAUCAAGAGUAAACAGCCAAUGCAGACGUGCGGCAGCUGUGGAUACACUACACGCUGGAUUUCGGAGCUGCGGAAGCACGAACUGGUUCACGGCAACCUGAAGCCCUUCAAGUGUACCUACUGCUCAUACACGAGUCGUUGGAAAGGGGACAUGACGCGGCAUGUUUUCAGAAUGCACAAAGAGAACUCUGGUGGCUGUGAGGGCCAGGAAGGGGAUGUGGAGCAGUCCAAGUCUAGUCAUGUUUUGCGAUUUUUGCUGUCACAGCCCAAGAAUGCCGACCAUGACUAUGAUUCGAAACCCGUUGAAGCAGAAAUCAGUAAAGUAACCGAGAGAUCUGCUUCUAGGCAUCAGGGCUCGCAUCAGCCAGGCACCCCGUCGGGGAAAGUGGUGCAGAAGUACAAGUGCCCCCAGUGUUCCUUCUUGACCCGAACAGCGUCACGGUUCCACGUGCAUAUGAUUCAGCACUUGAACAAGCGACCCUUCAUGUGUUCAGCCUGCAACUACCGUUCCAAUUGGCAGUGGGACGUGAAUAAGCAUAUCAAGACAAAGUCUGCUUACGACACAAGCCACAAAAAGGCGGAUCUGGUUGUCAUGGACGAAACUGGAUUUAAGAACUACUCCAAGUACAAAGUACACCUUGUGGAUGUAGAAGAAACUUCCAAGGGAGACCGAAUUCUGCAGCCAGCUCCGUCUGCCAAAGACGUUGCAGAUGAGGACGAAACCGAGAACAUUGUUGUAACCCCCGACAUCCUUUAUGGAGACCAAGAUGAUCAAGACCCUGGAGCAGUGGCUGCUGAGCAGGGAGGAAAUCAGCAGUUGCUGAACUGCGGCCAUUGCAGCUUCAGCCAUGCCGACCGUAAGGUGAUCGUUACGCACCUAGGGUCCCACACGGGAGUCAAGCCUUACCGUUGCCGCCUCUGUGACUUUGUUUCAAAGUGGUAUCACAUCGUCCUGAUGCACGUGCGGCACCGACACAACACAGGGCCGCGGGACAUUGAGAGCAGGGUGUCGUAUGUUGAAGAAGGCGGGACAUUCCGGUUGGCAGAAGAGGACGAUCAGCCUGCCCCUGCUGUGCCUCAAGGGCCGGUAGAGGAAUCAAAGAUCUUCAGGUGCAGUGCAUGCCCGUACCGCUGUUCCAAAGUCUGCCACAUGGAGUUUCAUAUGAAACAGCAUGUUCCAAAGGAAGGAGCAAUUUACAAGUGUCCCCACUGCCCCUACUAUGUUAACAUCAAGAAGACUCUGGCUCGCCAUAUGAAACUGCAUGAGGCUGAGGGGCAGCAGCAGCCCUUGGAAAGCAUGCCUUACCAAAUGCCACUCAAGAUGGACAUGAAGAAGCACACAUGUGACUACUGCCCCUAUACAUCAGAUAACAAGACACAGUACCUGUACCAUAAGCAGUUCCAUCGGCCCAACAAAAACGCACCAUACAAGUGCACCCACUGCACAUACUGGUCCACUCACAGCCACCUGAUGGCACAGCAUCAGAAGAUUCACCGCAUAGGUGAGGCCAAUGGCAUGCCUCAGCAUACCCCAGAUGGAACACCAUACAGUGGUGGCAUCCAAGCCAUGACAACUAUGGUGAAUGGAACUGCCCGUCGUAUGUUUAAGUGCCGCUUCUGUCCCCUAACCAACAAGCGCCGCGCUAACGUGAAGGUUCAUGAGCGUAUGCACAUGGGUUCCAAGGGUGCCAAGUUCCAGUGCGUCCUCUGCAGCUACCGCUGCAACAACACCGGGGUGCUCGCCAGCCACAUGAAACUCCAUAAGGCCGAAAACCCAUCUCUGGAUCUAAACCGAAUGAAAACCUUUUGUGAGAACCUUAACUCCCUCACUGAAAGACCAGUGGUUGUGAAGCAGGGUGUCUGUGACAUGACGCAGAGCUUGAGCUCGGUGUCUUCAGCGAACAAGAUGAAGCCAUCGCCACGCAAAAAGAUCUUCAGCUACUUCUGUGACAAGUGUCCGGCCAUGUUUAAGAGCCACACGGACCUGGACACUCACAGAACGUACCACAGCUCAUCCCACCUCUAUCCUUGUCACCUGUGCGACUACAGAGCGCGACAUAAGCCACAUCUGCACAAGCACCUCCUCGUGCACACACCAGAGUAUGCGGAACGCCAGAACGGGUUCACGCUGGCAGAGAUCCGCAGCCAGGACCGGAGUCAGCAACAGGCCUCGGCCAGUACCCCCGCUGCGUCGACACUCGCUACUGCUGACCAAAUGCUGCUCCUGGAGGAAGCCGAGACGCGUGCCUUUGUGGAUAGUGGCUCGCAAGCACUGAAGCUGCACCGAUGCAGCCGUUGUCCGGCAACCUUCCAGAAGGCUACUACCCUCGAUUACCAUGUGGGGCUGCACGGCAGCCCCGGUGUGUAUGCCUGCCACUUCUGCAACUACGCUGCCAACAGCUCCGCCAAUGUGAGUGCACACACACACCUGCACUACCGUGGUGCCCUCAAGCAAAAGCAACCUCCCAAGAUGUUCAGCUGUGACAAGUGCCCCGCAUCAUUCUCCAAAUACAACCGCUUUGAGAGCCACCUCACACUCCAUGGACGUAAGGAACGUUUCUGCUGCACGCACUGUGACUAUUCUGUCAGGUUUGCCGCCAAUUUGGUCAAACACCGCAAGCUUCAUGAGAAAACCCCAGCACCUGAAACUGGGGAGCCUACUGCAAAACCCACACCAGCCAUGCCUUCUCUGGUGACUGCACCUAACAUACAGGAGCCUUCAGAGAAGGUUGUCCAGUUGAACACGAUGACCCCCAUGUUGGACAUUGAGGCAAAGGUGACACAAGCCCCAGCUGAGGAGAAGCGUAUUUAUGUGUGCAGUCGGUGCCCAUACACAUACCACCGGAGAGACACAGUUGCAAACCACUUGCGGCGGCACGGUGCGUCUGACGGCUCUGCAUGCAGCUUCUGUGACUACCGAGCAGCCCACGUGUCGACGCUGCGUGACCAUGUCAAGUGCCAUUUUCAGCCGGCACGGCACAAUAAACCGCAAGCUUUCAUGAAGUGCGACACUUUCGAGGUAUGGAGCAGUGAUGGUGACGGUGCGAGGUUACUGCUCUUUCGGGAUGGCGGGAGUGGCAGCUACUUCCCAGAGCAUGUUGGAGAGCUUGACGAUGAGGAAGUGUCUUCACUGAGCCCUAUGCCGUCGAGUUCCACCUCGUCUAGUCCCUCCACGUCAAGCUCAGCUUCAUCGGCUAGUGCACAUUCACCUGGGUUGCCCUUGCAGAAGGAGGAGCUUCCAGAGGUGUCCAUUAAACAGAAAACGGACGAUGUAAUUGCAGCCAGCAAAGAAACUUUGGAUGACCUAGUCAGCAACGUCGUUGUGUUGAAUGACACCAAGGACGACUUGCUUCAAAACUGCAACACCCAGGUUGUCAACAUUGUGGUCUUAGACAACAGUGGAAGGAGUGCGGAUGAGCACGAGGCUUCAGAGAUUCAUGGAACUACAGACGUUCACGAGGCUGUGCACUUGGAAGGACGAGAAGAGAGUGUAUUAGAGAAAGACGAGGGAAAGGGAGAAAGUGCACAGGACCUUUUCAACCGCAUCUGUAAUCCAGGUGGAAUGGAAUUCGACGACGUUGAAGAUGAGAAGGAGGUCUACGUUGACAGUGUCGAUGAAGACGUCGAUGAAAUUGAAUGUGAAACGGUGGCUUUGGUGGACAAUAUGGAGGAGGAGGAGAUUUCUGUCUUGGAAGAUGAGCAAGAGGAGCAUCUGGAGUCGCCAAGCAAAAGACAAGACUUGAAAGAUGAACCGAUUGAAAAUGAUUUAGGUGAAGUGGACAAAAAGGAAAGUUUGGAAAACAAAGCUGUGGAUGAAGAGAAGUUGGUGGAGAAUAAGUGUGGAGUGAAGCAAGAAACUCAAUACAUCUCUGAGACUGUGUUGACUCGGAACCCUUCUUUUCUAGAAGAUGGGAAUGCUGAGGUGAUGGACGAUUCCUGUACAAAUGUGCCUGGAGAUGUUCAUCAAGCUUGCAAGUCAGGCACUAUACAAACAGUGGAGAAUUUGUAUGUCCCGAGUAACACUUCUGUAGAAGACCACGGUAGAGACCAACUACCUGCAUAUUCUAAUGGAGCAGAGCUUCGGAGUAACCUAGCUCAUGCCUCGGGAGACUUCAUCGAAAUUGAAGAGGUGUUCAGAAAGGACAUCUUCUCCGAAGACUCCAGUCAAGUUGAACUGGAGGUUUUCAGCAACUCUAAGGAAUUUGAGCAUCUUGAUGAGGCAUCACGAGACUCUGCUAAGGAACUAGAAUCUGUAAAGUACAUGGACCAGCCCAUACAAUGUUUUACUGAAGAAGUGGAGCUUGCAGGGAACCUCAAGGAUUCAGUGCAAGGUUCUGUUGAGGAAGACGAACCUGUGGGCAAGUCUCACCGACUGCUACCGGGAUUUUUCAGUGAGGAUGGGCCUGCAGAAAAUCGCAACAUGCAGGACUUUGUCAAGGAGGUUCCAGGUACUAACCUUGACCAACUGCCCAGUGCACUUGUUAAUGUGGAGGAGGCUGUCAACCAACCUGCAAAAUUUGUACAGGACAUUGUUGAGGAGGAAGUGCUUGCAGAUAACAUUGACUGUCUGGCGCAUGCCUUUGUUGACAAGGAGCAGCGGCCUGUACAGGACCUUGGACCAAUGGGGCCGGACAUUGUUAAUGGUCAGGAAUCAGUAGGAACCUCCGAACAACUUGCCAAAGACUUUGUGGAUGAGGUUGAACCUGUUGGGGACCUUGGGCAAGUGGAAGAGGAAGUUGUCAGUGAGGAGGACCAUGCAGAAAUCCUUGACCAGCAGGUAUUGGAAUGCCUUCACCACCCAACACGGGGUCUUGAACCACUGGAACAGGAAGUUACCAGUCAGGGUGAGCUUGCAGGAGUCUUUGGCCAUGCAGUACAAGAAGUAGAGGAGCCUGCUGGAAAUCAUCCAGUGGGCAACUUGGCUAAGGCAGAGGGACCUGCAAAAGACUUUGGUCAAGCACUUGAAGGCCUUGUUGAAGAGAACAGGCCUGCAGAAGACUUAAAUCUACUGGUGCAGAAGCACAUUGUUGAAGAGGUCAGACCCACAGAGGACUUUGAUAUACCAGCGCAGAAGAAUGUAAUUGAAGAGCCUGUUGCAUCUCGAAAUAGGGACGAUUACCCAAGCCCCAGCAAGGUUGUCUGCCUUCAGACUUCCAAGGAGUUGAAAGUGCCAGGAGAUCUUAAGAAAUUGCAAGGUGAUGCAACACAUUUGACUAUUUUCCAGGUCCAGUGUGAACAGAGCAGUGAAACAGACUCCAGUGGUGUUGAAAACGAGAGUGGUGUUAAGCCCAAAGACUCUGUCAAAGAGACAGCUCGGGCAUCAGUAUUGUCUAAAGCUGAUGAAGUGGUGCUGGUGCCACAGGACGUCUUCGAGAUGCAGUCGCCCACCAUACAAACACCAGGUCCACCGGACGCCGAGCCCAGCAUGGAAGUGAAGCAUGUCAGCGUGCUGUUCACUGCUGCCGGGUCUCAUUGAUACUACUGUUUCAGCACGAGUGCUCACAGUCCAUGGCAGCUGUGCAGAUGCAUCAGCUUAAAGCUGGUACAAACUGCACCAAAUGGUUUUAGCUUGGUUCUGUGCGUAGAGUUGUGAGUGAACUUUUGUUUUCUUUAGGUCACUUGACUGCAGUGAAAUCAUUGAAAGCUGUUCAUGUGCACUGGCAUAUUUUAAUAAGAGUACAUCUAGUUUUUCACACAUUAUGAAAAGAACCAAAACGUGUUUAUCUUUCUGUGAUUUACACUUCUAAACUGCAUAGCCAGGUAUGCUGUCAAGGAAGUUUCUUUUUUGUUUUAUUAAAUGGAAUGUGUUUCACAGCUCUGUAUAUUCUGUCUUGUAGAAGUGGCUGGUAAUUCUUUUUCUAUCAAGCUGUUGCAAUGCAUUUUGAACUCUCAGUCGUAUGGAUGAAUAUGUGCCCUUCCUGCUCGUGUGUUUUAGCAGAAUGGUUUUAUUUACUGAUGCAGCAGGCUUCCACUAGUUGGGACUGGAACAUGCCUGCACCAGGGUGGAAUGUCCACCUAAAGAGUAAAGUGUGUUUUGCCUAAAAGGGCUCACCUUUCUCCAUUUCCUUUGUGCAUACAUGGUUGUUUUGUGCAGAAGGCUGAAUAUUGACAGAUAAUGUGCCCAUCUCGUGCCAGCAAGCAUUGGUAUGGCAGUGGAACACAUUCCUAGUCAUGUGGGCAGACUGGCCGAUUUGUGGCCUGGCCACCUUUCAAGGAUCGACAUAGUUGUGGAUCAAUAAAGUGCACCCAUACCAA
Messenger RNA from Ixodes scapularis (black-legged tick), 8704 nucleotides. RefSeq names its product zinc finger protein 423 (gene kmg). Gene Ontology annotation, molecular function: DNA-binding transcription factor activity, RNA polymerase II-specific; RNA polymerase II transcription regulatory region sequence-specific DNA binding. Gene Ontology annotation, cellular component: nucleus. Gene Ontology annotation, biological process: regulation of transcription by RNA polymerase II. The transcript is spliced from 2 exons. Lineage: Eukaryota; Metazoa; Arthropoda; Arachnida; Ixodida; Ixodidae. Bases 867 to 7925 code for a protein of 2352 amino acids. The record is from RefSeq and is a predicted model, not a curated record.